UUUGUCUUGGUUUGUCUGGUUAUAUGACGCGAAUGUAAUAAUAGAAACGAAAUACUAAUUAAUUCAAAAUACGCUCCGUUAAUGCCUUCGUAAAUAUGAAACAAAGGUGAACUCCGUGGCACAAUAAACUCAUUGUUUGUUUUACAGUACGUCUGUCGUUAAACUUUCUUCGUAACGAUGGCUUCUACCCCAAAACAAGUGAACGGCAAUGCAUCACCGAGCAACGGUCCUUUGGGAAAGCGGAAAAAAUCGAAGGGAAGUAAGACUUCCUAUCUUUCAAAGUGGCUUGAUAAAACAAUGAGCCACGUACAAGAAUCCACCCUUCCAAGUAUGGAUGUCUAUGAUAACGUUCCGCACCGGAAUUUAAAUUGGCCUAUGUGUUCCGCUCAGUUUACCCCGGGCUACGAUCCAUACAGGUACAAUAUGUAUGGCUCCAACGAACCGGCCUCUUUACCUUCACUGCCAACUUAUUACAAUCCAAUGCUACACCACUACCCUGAAUAUAGAGCGAUGCAAUGCGAAAACAAAAGUAUUCAGGUGCAGAGACCUCGGCUCCGUCGCCGCAGUAAGCAUAAAGCUGAGGAAGUGCUGAGUACGCCAGGUGAUGCUAACCAAACUAAUUAUAUGCAACCAAAGAAUUUUACCGACAGUCAAGAUUUUGCGAGUCUGCCGCCGAUCGUUACGUCGACCGGCGAUACAAAUUCCAAUAGUGAUUUGCAUUUAAAUGAUAAGGAUGAUGGGAGCAAUGCAAGGAGAUACAGUGAUCCUUGUGUUAGAGGAUUGCCUGAUGUAGCUGACCACAGACCUACUAAUGGUGACGUAGAAUCAGAUUCUGAAUCUAGUUCAGGAUUAUCUGGUAGCCAAGUCGGCAGUCGCUUGCUAUCUUACUUGCUUGAUCAAAUAUCAUCUUUGAAAAUGGUCAAUGACAGGCUAAAUAAAGAAUUACAGGAAACCAGAGCCGAAUUGGAAAAUUUACAACACCACAGUUAUUACCCAAAGGGUGCUACAAGUAUGGGUGCUGCAGGUGUGCACGGAGGGCAGUAUUCUCCGGGGUACCUCACAGAACUGGUGCGAGAGAUAAGAGAUGCCACUAGGAUACGGGAGGAGGCGAUGUUCGCGCGCCUUCGCUCUCUUGUGCUUGAAAGGAACGAUAGUGGAGCGGCGUCUGCGUCAACGGAAACGAAAGUUGCUGAACGAACGCUGGAGGAAAUCAAGGGCGCGCUCAGGGCGUCCGAUGCAGACAAGCGGCGCAUGAUGGAUCGCAUCAGCAAACUGGAAGACGAACUACGCGUGUUGAGGAUGGCCAAUGGCAUGGAAACGACGGACAACAAUCGAAUGACGAACGGCAACGCAGACGACGAGGGCGAGCAAGCGCGCCUCCGCCGAGAGGUCGCCGAUUUGCGCAAGUCCAAGCAGAGUGCGGAGGAGCACGCGUUGAAGGGACGCAACAGGAAGAAAGAUAGAAGAAUACUAUACAACAAGACUUUUUAGCGCAGAUUUGUCAUCCUGUGUUUAAUUUCUUUUUUUUCUGUGUUUUUUUUUGACGCUUGCCGUAAAGUGCAUAAGAAAUUCUAUAACUCAAAUUUUCACAAUUUUGACUAACUCUACUAACCACCGACUUCAUAGUUUAGACUGAUUUUAUUUAUUUUUUAUUUAUACUUAAGUGACAUACCAAAAUUCGAAAUAAGAAUGGUAAUUUAUUAUCUUUUGUUUUAAGAAAAUAAUAUUUAUUAAUUUAUCAUUAAAGUUAAUCGUUAAUAAACACGAAUUAUCAAACGCUACGCUCAAAUUAGGUACUUAAUGUUUUGAUACGAAUUAUGGUGCACAAAAAUAAAACGUAUAAAAAUGUCUCAUGUUGUCUCGCUCUAACUAUUGCAAAUGCUAAUGAGUUAGAAAAGAAAAUAAUGUCAUUCGUGGUGUUUUUUUUCCCGUAUGGCAAUAAGAUACUAUUUGUCUAGAACUAUUUGUCAUUGCAUUUCGUGGUUCUUACUCAAUACUCAUAUGAAUAGACGAUACAAUGCAAGUGUCUAUGGUCUUUUUUGACAAUUCGUGUUUAUAGAAAUACAGACUAUAGUUAAGCUUUUUCACUUUAAAUAUAGAUAGUAUAAAAUUGGUGCCUUAACAAUGUCCGCCCAAUUACAAUAUUAUCAUCUGUUGUAAGUUAGUGCCAUUUUAUCGUGUGCUUUAUUUAAGUUAUUUACUUGCAUCAAUGUGUUGGCUGGUUUUUAUUAUUAUUUAAUCUUGAUUAUACUGAUUUUGUUCAUUUGAAAUACUCACUACAUGUUUAAUAUUGAUUUCUAUUUGUUUGCAAGUUGCUUGAUGUAAUAAAUUAUAAUUAUAACCACUA
Molecule: messenger RNA, 2347 nt
Organism: Zerene cesonia (dogface butterfly)
Lineage: Eukaryota; Metazoa; Arthropoda; Insecta; Lepidoptera; Pieridae
Exons: 7
Coding region: 178-1491 (437 amino acids)
Source: RefSeq, a predicted model, not a curated record